AUGGAACUGUUCUGGAUGCCACUGCUGUUGGUGGCUGCUGGCCUCUCUGAGGUCCUUGGCUCACCUGGGAUAGACACAGGCCUCAACAUUUCCCAGCCUGUGCACAUUAUGGAGGAUCAUAAUUUAAUGGUGCUGACUCCUGCAGGCCUGGCGCAGACACUGAAUGAGACCCGCUUCCUAAUGGUGAUUUUCUACGUGGUUGAAUCUACGGCUUUAGUUGUUUGGUUGAGAAGACAAGUUCUCCACAAAGCACCUCUGUUCAACAACAGUGAUGAAGUGGCAGAUUUUGUGAAAUACAAGCCCUUGGUCAUCGUUGGCUUCUUCCAGGAUUUAGAGGAAGAGGUGGCAGAAUUGUUUUAUGACAUGGUCAAGGACUUCCCAGAGCUAACAUUUGGAAUGAUAGAAAUAAAAAAUGCCUUCGGGGGUUUCCAUGUGAUCCUUGACAGCGUCCUGGUGUUUAAAAAGGGAAGAAUUGUGAAACGUCAAGAGCUUAUUAAUGACAGUACCAACAAAGAUUUUCUCAAUCAAGUUGUGAAACAGCAGCUUACAGAAUUUGUGAUUGAAUACAACCCUGAGAGUAGGAAUCUGAUUUAUGAACUGAGCAUCUUGAAUCACAUGUUGCUCUUUAUCUCCAAAAACUCAGAGCCAUACAGCAUCAUAAUCCGGCAUUACAGAAUGGUUUCAAAGGAAUUCCAGAACAAGAUUCUUUUCAUCCUUGUGAAUUCGGAUGAACCAAAAAACAAACGCAUCUUCGAGUACUUCCGGAUCUCAACAGUCAAUGUUCCAUCUGUUCAAAUCCUGAACUUGAGCUCUGAUGCCAGGUACAAAAUGCCCACAGAUGACAUAACCUUUGAAAACCUCAAGAAAUUCUGCCAGAACUUCCUGAGCAAAACUGCCAAGAAACACAAAUCCAGUGAAGAGAUUCCAAAAUAUUGGGACCAAGGGCCAGUUAAGAAGCUUGUGGGGAAGAACUUCAAUGUGGUUGUCUUUGAUAAGGAGAAGGACGUGUUUGUGAUGUUCUAUGCACCUUGGUCUGAGAAGUGCAAGGCACUGUUCCCACUGCUGGAAGAGUUGGGCAUGAAAUACCAAAACCACUCAACAGUCCUCAUCGCCAAGAUUGACAUAACAGCAAAUGACAUUCAGCUGGCGAACCCAGAUCAGUACCCGUUCUUCAGGCUUUUCCCUACUGACUCACAAGAGGCUGUCCUGUAUAAAGGAGAACACACCAUGAAGGACUUUUGUGACUUCCUGGAAAUCAAUGUUAAGAUUAGGAUUGAGGAAGAGGAUGAGCUGUUGUCCAUUGAGCAAAAUGAAGUGAUAGAGGAGGAAGUGAUAGCUGAGCCAGAGACCCAGCUCAUAGAGAAGUUGCCUGAGCAGCAGUUGCUCAAGCUGGAGGAUGCAACCUUAGAAGACAGACAAAUGAAAGAGUCACCUGUGCUGGAGAGCAUAAGCAAGCCGGCAGAGCCAGUGAGGACGGAAACAGCUGACGAAGAGGAGGAGGUGGCUCAGCGGAAGCAACCACCUCAACCAGGGAGGAAACCGGAAGUCAAAGAAGAACUUUAG
Messenger RNA from Cricetulus griseus (Chinese hamster), 1563 nucleotides. NCBI's taxonomy places the organism in Eukaryota, Metazoa, Chordata, Mammalia, Rodentia, Cricetidae. The record is from RefSeq and is a predicted model, not a curated record.